ACGGCAAAAACAUGUCAAUCGUCAACGGACUUGCAGACAUCGUGGUGGCUCGCAAGUAAACACACGUAGAAAAAAAUCCACACACAUUAUGGAUCGCCACCAAAUAGUGGUGUUCCUGGCGCUGUUCGUCAACGUCACCCUCGUUUGGUCAAAGGCAGUAGACUUGCAACAACAGCAAGUAGCCUUUCCAAAUGAUGAUGGGUCAUCAAACAAACGUGAGAAAAAGUCACUUGAAAACUAUGCACAACCCGGUCUGCAGCAACCGGCAGUAGCACAAAGUCGUAUUGGAGUGCCUGAUCAUAGUUAUGGAGGUGAUGAUCAUCAUGUUCAUCAUGAGCAUCAUGAACAUCAUGAACCAUUGAAAGGUUAUUGGAAAAAGAAACUCAUCUGGAAGCCUGAUUGGGUGAAGACAUGGAAGCCGGGUAAGAAGCAGAUCUGGAAGCCAUCAUGGAAAAAAAUCUACAAGCCAAUUUGGGUACCGACUAAGAAACAAGGAUGGAAAGAAGUUCACGUUCCCGUUUGGAAAAAGAUCUACAAACCAAUAUGGGUUCCGAUUUCUGUACCAGCAUGGAAAGAGAUACAAGUACCUGACUGGAAAAAAAUUUACAAGCCAGUGUGGGUACCAAUCGAUGUGCCGGCCUGGAAAGAAAUUAAAGUACCCGACUGGAAAAAAGUGUACAAGCCAGUGUGGAAGCAUAUUGAAGUGCCAGCAUGGAAAGAAGAACAAGUGCCGGACUGGCACAAGAUAUCAGUACCAGAAUUAGUGAAAGCGUAUGUACCUGGAUCUAAACAUCUCGGUAAGGAUUAUCACGGAUGGGAAUACGAAGCACAUGACUUGUGGAAGAAGAAGGUUGUAUGGAAGACACACUGGAAAAAAGUUUGGAAGACAGUGAAAAAGCAAAUCUGGGUGCCUUCCAAGAAACUUGAAUGGAAAGAAGAAUGGGUACAGAUCUGGAAACCAGCUAAGAAACAAAUUUGGGUAAAGGACAAGAAAUUAGCAUGGAAGGAAGAUUGGAAACAAAUUUGGCGCACUGAAAAGAAACAAAUUUGGGUCCAAGAUAAGAAACUUGAAUGGAAAGAAGACUGGAAACAAGAAUGGAAAACAGAAAAACACGAAAUCUGGAUUCCGGACAAAAAAUUGGAAUGGAAAGAAGACUGGAAACAAAUUUGGAUCCCAGACUGGAAAGAAAUUUGGCUUCCCGCAUGGAAGAAAAUUUGGAAGCCUGUAUGGAUAUCCGAAUGGUUCCCGAUAGAAGAACACCAUCAUCACCACGAGGAACAUCACGAUUCUCAUGACGGAUACAAGAAAAAAUGAAGACUGAAUUGUUUCGAAUAACUACACCAUCAACUAUCCAUGUUGUGUGUAUAUAAAUACUUUGUAAAUAUUGUUAUUAUUAUAUAUUAAGUUGUUGAAAUGUUUUUACUUCUUAUCUGUUAGUAUUAUAAACCAAAAUCAAUUUAUUUUUCUUGAA
Molecule: messenger RNA, 1472 nt
Organism: Sipha flava (yellow sugarcane aphid)
Lineage: Eukaryota; Metazoa; Arthropoda; Insecta; Hemiptera; Aphididae
Exons: 3
Coding region: 89-1315 (408 amino acids)
Source: RefSeq, a predicted model, not a curated record